Helobdella robusta is the source of this 519-nucleotide messenger RNA. RefSeq lists its product as hypothetical. Gene Ontology annotation, molecular function: protein-N-terminal amino-acid acetyltransferase activity. The transcript is spliced from 5 exons. Gene Ontology annotation, biological process: N-terminal peptidyl-methionine acetylation. The record is from RefSeq and is a predicted model, not a curated record. Lineage: Eukaryota; Metazoa; Annelida; Clitellata; Rhynchobdellida; Glossiphoniidae. Gene Ontology annotation, cellular component: NatB complex. Bases 1 to 519 code for a protein of 172 amino acids.
AUGACCACCAUUAGGCCGUUCACCUGUGAUGACUUGUUCAAGUUUAAUAAUGUUAACAUGGAUCCAUUGACUGAAACAUAUGGAAUCUCAUUUUACUUACAAUAUUAUGUGCACAGUUCUGAAUAUUUCUACAGUGCAGAAUCACCAUCUGGAGACAUUAUGGGCUAUUUGAUGGGAAAAGCGGAAGGAUCCGGUGAGAAUUGGCAUGGACAUGUGACAGCAUUAACGGUGGCACCUGAGUACAGACGAUUGGGGGUGGCCGCCAAACUGAUGAAUAUCAUGGAAGAAGUUUCAGAACAAAAGAAAUGUUAUUUUGUUGAUCUUUUUGUGCGAGUGUCAAACGAAGUAGCCAUUGAUAUGUAUAAAAGGUUGGGAUACGUUGUCUUCAGGGAUGUCCUCAACUAUUACACUGGAGAAACAGAUGAAAAUGCCCAUGAUAUGAGGAAGGCACUAUCAAGAGAUGUGGACAAAAAAUCUAUUAUUCCAUUUCCUAGACCCGUUCUGCCUGAAGAGCUCUAA